CGGAGCUUGCUCCCAAAAUGGUGCAGCUGCUGAGGGAGUGGGCGAGCAGCUUCCCUCACGACUUCCGGGAUGAGAGGCUAAUAGGCAGCCUGAAGGACCUCACCCAGCACCUGGCCACCGUAGACCAGGUCUACAGGAAGGCGUUGGGCCAGAUCCUCCAGGAUGUGAUGCAGAGCCUGGCGGUGCAGAGCCGGUACCAGGAGGUCCUGCUGAGGGUCAGGAGUGCGACAGCUGAAUGCCGGAGGGUGAUGGAGACCAAGUCCCGGGCCCAGAGGGACCUGCUGUCCGUCUGCAACGACCCCUUCACUCUGGCUCAGCAGCUCACGCACAUUGAGCUGGAGAGACUGAGUUACAUCGGCCCAGAGGAAUUCAUUCAGGCGUUGGAUCAGAAACCACAGCUGGACAGCAACCAGCCAAGCAACCUUGGAGCGUACGUGGAUUGGUUCAACAGACUCAGCUACCUGGUGGCUACAGAUAUCUGCACGGCUGUGAAGAGGAAGACCAGAGCCAGGGUGACAGAGUUUUUCAUUGAUGUGGCGAGAGAAUGCCUCAACAUCGGGAACUUUAAUUCCCUCAUGGCCAUCCUCUCUGGGAUGACCAUGGGUUCUGUGUCUCGGUUGAAAAAGACCUGGGGGAAAGUGAAGACCGCCUCUUUUGAUAUCCUUGAACACCAGAUGGAUCCUUCCAGUAACUUCUCUAACUACAGAAGAUCCCUGCAAGGCGCUCUGCAGAGGUCCCUGAGCGCCACCAGCCCCAGAGAGAAGGUUGUCAUUCCAUUCUUCAGCUUGUUGAUUAAGGACCUAUACUUCCUCAACCAGAGUUCUCCCAGUCGCCUGGCCAACGGACAUGUCAACUUCACGAAGCUACAGGAAGUGUCGCGGCAGCUCCGGGAGGUGAUGCGGUGGCAGGAGGUGGAGAGUCCAUUCCAGAUGAACUGCCGGAUCCAGACGUUCCUGCUCACCACACCUGUCCUUAACGAGGACGCACUGUAUCUUGCCUCCUAUGAGAGUGAACGACCAGAGAACAACACAGAGAAGCACCGAUGGCAAACCCUCAGGUCCUCUUUACUGAACAGGCUCUGAACUCCCAGUGCCAACACCAAACCCACUCCCCUCUCCAGGAGCCCCCCUUAUCUGGGCCCUUUUCUGAAGACCCCAGCCAGUGGUGUCCUGGCCAUCAGGCAUAGCCUACUGGGACCAAACCCAGCCGCCGCAUCGGUCGGCCGGGGGACUGUCUCUCUGAGUCAUUCGGGCUGCACAUGAGAGUGUGCUAAGUUAGUUAAUGUGCAUUCACAUUCUAGACAAAUGCAAUGUAGUGCAUCAGAGGGAUGGCCAACAAAAGCCAUCAACAAGAAAAUGUCAUAGGGACAGAUUUUGAAAUUAUUCAAAAAAAUGAAGCAGGCUUUACUGGCACAGUACCCUUCUAAGGAGUGGUGGAUAAUCAAGGCUGAAUCCUGUUCCCAGCACACCACUAACCACAACAAUAGCCAACGCUGCAGUUAAGUCUAUUUGUCCUGCUGAGUGUAGAGGUUAGCUGCUACCUGAAUUUAGCCCCGUCUUUCCUAAAGUAAAAUCAAAUGUUUCUAAAAUAUAAAUUUUUAGAACCAAAGUAGUGUGCUGUAAUCUAUUAUUUUUACUAUGUAAAAUGAUGCUUAUUAUUUAUUAUUGCAGUCUGGUUGUCACUGUUUGCAGUGAAUUACUGUUGUUUCAUCGUAUUUAAUUUGUGCUCAGUAGGCUACAUUACAUCAAAUAAAAUAAUUAUUUUAAAUAUCGAAAUUGUUUGUAGGCUAGCCUACAACAAACACUUGGCUAGCCUCCUAGCUUAAUCCGGGAACACAGCUAACUAGGUCAUACACAAAUCUUGUGAUUUGUUUUAUUUUCCAAUAGGUUUUAUACAUUUUGUUACUACUUUUACCAGAAUAGAACAUUCUUUUUUAACGUUUUUAUUGU
Messenger RNA from Gadus chalcogrammus (walleye pollock), 1949 nucleotides. Its product is annotated as ras-GEF domain-containing family member 1B-A-like. Gene Ontology annotation, cellular component: plasma membrane. Gene Ontology annotation, molecular function: guanyl-nucleotide exchange factor activity. The transcript has 11 exons. The coding region runs from base 18 to 1082 and encodes 354 amino acids. The record is from RefSeq and is a predicted model, not a curated record. NCBI's taxonomy places the organism in Eukaryota, Metazoa, Chordata, Actinopteri, Gadiformes, Gadidae. Gene Ontology annotation, biological process: Ras protein signal transduction; positive regulation of GTPase activity.